UCACGUGUCUAUGUGCGCCACUGUGUGUCCCUAUGUGUCCCCCUGUGUCCCCUUCCCGUGCCACAAGCGUGUCCUCACGUGUCACACGCGUGUGCGCAGGCCCGUGACACGCGCACCAAUGAGGUGGUGGCCGUCAAGAAGAUGUUCUAUGGAGGGAAGCACAGCAAUGAGAAGUGGCGUGACAUCGUGAGGGAGGUGCGGCUGCUGCAGCGUCUGAGCCACCCCCACACCGUGAGGGGGAAGGGGGCCUUCCUCAGGGGGCACUGCGUGUGGAUCGCCAUGGAGUACUGCGUGGGUUCGGCUGCCGAUCUGCUGCAGCCUCAUCAGCCGCCGCUGACGGAGGUGGAGAUCGCAGCCAUCGUCCAUGGGGCGCUGCACGGCCUGGCCUACCUGCACCGCGUCCACGUCAUACACAGAGACGUGAAGGCCGCCAACGUUCUGCUGUCCCCGCGGGGCCGCAUCAAACUCAGCGACUUCGGCUCAGCCGCACACAGCGCCUCGGCCUGCAGCUUCGUGGGCACCCCGUACUGGAUGGCCCCGGAGGUGAUCCUGGCCAUGGAUGAAGGCCAUUACGAUGGGAGGGCGGACGUGUGGGCGUUGGGGAUCACCUGCAUUGAGCUCGCGGAGCGGAAGCCGCCGCUGUUUGCGCUGAACGCGAUGGCCGCACUGUACCACAUCGCACAGAGCUGCGCCCCACAGCUGCAGGGAGAGCGCUGGUCAGAGCCGUUCCGCAGCUUCGUGCAGUGCUGCCUGCAGAGGGCGCCGCAGCUGCGGCCCCACUCACAGCUCCUCCUGCAGCACGACUUCGUGGUGGGGGAGCGGCCGCAGGGGACGAUGGCGGCUCUGAUCCGCAGAGCUUUGGGGGCGGACGACGACGACGACGACGACGUGGGGGGCGCUGCCCCACAAGUGGAGGAGCAGCAGGAGGACCCGGAUCUGCCCCACGAACCCACGACAACACAUGAAGAGAUCGUGGAUCACGUGACACCUGUGGGUCACGUGACACACGUGGGACCCCCGGCAGAUGGAACACGUGAAGAACACGCGUGUCCGGAACACGCAACAACACACGUGGAGGACACGGAGGACACGGAACACGUGAAAACACGCGUGGGGAGCACGGAACAUGCAGGAACACGCGUGACGCACGGAGAUCCCGUGACCCACACCCCACACGUGAGCGAUGUGGGGCACACGGAACACGGAACCGGCGUGGAACACGUAACGGCACGCGCAGAACAUACGGGAACACGCGUGACACACGCAGAUGACGCGACAGGCGUGGAACGCGUGACACAGAUGGGGCACACAGAGCACACGGAACACGGAACACGUGAAGAACACGCGGAGGCACACGCAGAACAUACAGGAACACGCGUGACGGGCACGGAACACGUCGCACACGCCCCACGCGUGACAUACGUGGGGCACACGGAACACGGAACACAUGCAGAACAUGCAGGGACACGCGUGACGCGCGCAGAUCAUGUGACAGACACAGAUCACAUGACCCACACCCCACACGUGACCCAUGUGGGGCACACGGAACACAGAACACGCUUAGAACACGCAACAGAACAUACAGGAACACGCAUGACGCAUUCAGAUCACAUGACCCACACCCCACACGUGACCCACACCCCACACACAACCCAUGUGGGGCACACGGAACAUGUAACAUGCCUAGAACACGCAACAGAACAUAGAGGAACACGCGUGACCCCCACCCCACACGUAACCCAUAUGGGGCACACGGAAGACGUAACACGCCUACAACACGCAACAGAACAUCUAGGAACACGCGUGACACCCUCAGAUCACGUGACACACGCAGAUCACGUGACCCGCGCCCCACACGUGACCCACACGUGCGCUCCCCCCACGGCCGACCACGCCAGCACACGCGUGUCGCCGGCAGGUCACGUGACCCCGGCGGCAGCACACGCCAGCACACGCGUGUGGGUCUGUGUUGCGUGCGCAGCGCUGCUCCUCCCGCUGGCCCCACGGAUCGGCCUCGGCCUCCUCGCGCUGUGGGGCGCAGCCCAUCUAUGGGGCGGAGACGAUGUAUGGGGCAGGGCCGCGCUGUGGGGCAGGGAGGCGCUAUGGGGCAGGGCCACGCUGUGGGGCAGGGAGGCGCUAUGGGGCAGAGCCAACCUAUGGGGCAGGGGGACGCUAUGGGGCAGAGCCGAUCUAUGGGGCAGGGAGGCGCUGUGGGUCGCCGUGGGGCUGCUGUGGGGCAGCGCGGGGCUCCUGUGGGGCGCAGCGGGGCCGCUGUGGGUCGCCGUGGGGCUGCUGUGGGGCGCCGGCGGGGUCCUGUGGGGCGCCGUGGGGCCGCUAUGGGGCGCCGUCGAGUUGCUAUGGGGCGCCGUGGGGGUCCUCUGGGCCGCCAUGGGGCCGCUAUGGGGCGCGGCGGGGGUUCUGUGGGGCGCCGUGGGGCCGCUGUGGGGCACAAUGGGGCUGCUAUGGGGCGCCGCCACGCUGCUGUGGGGCAGUUCGGCACCGCUGUGGGGCACAGCGGGGCUGCUAUGGGGCGCCGUCGCGUUGCUAUGGGGCAGCGCGGGGCCUCUAUGGGGCAGAGGCGGGCCGCUAUGGGGCAGAAGCGGGCCGCUGUGGGGCGCCGUGGGGCUGCUGUGGGGCGCCGUGGCGCUGCUGUGGGGCGCGGCGGGGCCGCUGUGGGGCGCGGUGGAGGCGCUGUGGGGCGCCGUGGGGCCGCUAUGGGGCGCCGUGGGGGCUCUGGGGGCCCUGGCCGCCCUCCGGCCCCACACAUCCCCCCCUCUGCCCCACGGCGCCGCCGUGCUGCUGCCCGCCGCCAUGUUGUUGGCCGCGCCGUACCUCUUCCUGCCCCUCUACCUCCUGGCGGCCGCCAUUUUGGGCCGGAGAAGGCCGGAAGUGUGGGGCGGGGGAGCGGAAGUGUGGGGCGGGGGGCGGGAAGGGAGGGCCGGAGGAGGGCCGGAAGCGAGGCGCAAGACGCCGGAAGCGUGGUCCGGCGGCGGGCCGGAAGUGCGGCGCAGCGGGGAGGCGGAAGCGCGAGGCAAAGCGCCGGAAGCGUGGCGCGGCGGCGGCGGCGGCGGGCCGGAAGUGCGGGCCGUCGGGCCGGAAGCGUGGGCCAAGAAACCGGAAGCGUGGGCCAAGAAGAAGCCGGAAGUGUGGGGCGGAGCGCAGCGGUUAUGGCUGCGUUUCCUCCUCCGCCUCCCGCCCCACAUCUUCGCCGCCGUCUCCGCGUUGGGUUUCGCCUCCGAGCGCCGCCUCUUCCGCCUUUUCCCCCGGGCCAAACCCGGGCCGGGCCGUUCCGCUCCGCUCCUCCCCGCCCCACAUCUCCGCUCCCGUCUCCCCGUCCCCGCCGCCCCCCCCGGUUCCCCCCGCCCCCCUCCGUCGCUCCCGGCCCGGCUCCGAGCGCUGCUGUGGGGCGGGUCGGCCUCGCUAUGGGGCAGGCUGACCCCGCUAUGGGGCAGGUUGGCCCCGCUAUGGGGCCGGUCGGCCUCCCCGCUAUGGGGCACGGCGCUAUGGGGCAGGUCGGCUUCUCUACGGGGCAGGCUGGCCCCGCUGUGGGGCAGGUUGGCCUCGCUAUGGGGCAGAGCCCUCCGCUUCUGGGGCGGAACCCCCCCGCUAUGGGGCAGAACCCCCCCGCUGUGGGGCAGAGGGCCGAAGAGGCCGCUAUGGGGCCCGGCCCCCUCCUCCCCCCCUUCCCGCAUCCCCCGCCUCGCCCCACGGCGCCCCACCGCCCCCCGGCCCGUGGCGGUCGCCCCCAAAGUUGGGGGGAGCGGAGGGGGGGCGCCGCCGCGCUGCCCCACGAGGAGACCGUGGAGGUGAGGAUGGGGGGGAGACCCACACUUGGGGGGCGGAGGGCCCCACUUAGGGGGCAGGAAUGCUCCGAUUUGGGGCUGAGACCGCCGCUAUGGGGCACAGACCCCCACUUGGGGGGCGGAGGGCCCCACUUAGGGGGCAGAAAUGCUCCGAUUUGGGGCUGAGAUCGCCGCUAUGGGGCAGGGACCCACGCUUGGGGGGCGGAGGGCCCCACUUAGGGGGCAGGAAUGCUCCGAUUUGGGGCUGAGAUCGCCGCUAUGGGGCACAGACCCCCACUUGGGGGGCGGAGGGCCCCACUUAGGGGGCAGGAAUGCUCCGAUUUGGGGCUGAGACCGCCGCUAUCGGGCACAGACCCCCACUUGGGAGGCGGAGGGCCCCACUUGGGGGGCAGAAAUGCCCGGAUUUGGGGCUGAGCUCGCCGUUAUGGGGCAGGGCCCCACUUAGGGGUCAGAAAUGCCCUUUUGGGGGUCAGAAAUGCUCUGAUUUGAGGCUGAGAUCGCCACUAUAGGGCACAGACCCCCACUUGGGGGGCGGAGGGCCCCACUUAGGGGGCAGAAAUGCUCCGAUUUGGGGCUGAGCUCGCCGCUAUGGGGCAGGGACCCACACUUGGGGGGCGGAGGGCCCCACUUAGGGGGCAGAAAUGCCCUUUUUGGGGUCAGAAAGGCCUGCUUUGGGGCUGAGCUCGCCGCUAUGGGGCACAGACCCACACUUGGGGGGCACAGAGCCCCGAUUUGGGGUCAGAAAUGCCCCGAUUUGGGGCUGCGCUCUGCGCUAUGGGGCAGAGGCCCCCACUUUAGGAUCAUGGACCCCCACUUGGGGGGCGGAGGGCCCCACUUAGGGGUCAGAAAUGCCCCAAUUCGGGGCUGAGCUCUGCACUAUGGGGCACAGACCCACACUUGGGGGGCACAGAGCCCCACUUUGGGGCUGAGCUUGCUGCUAUGGGGCACAGACCCCCACUUUAGGGUCAGGGACCCCCACUUGGGGGGCACAGACCCACACUUGGGGGGCAGGGAGCCCCGAUUUGGGGUCAGAAAGCCCAACUUUGGGGCUGAGCUCAGCGCUAUGGGGCACAGACCCACACAUGGGGGGCUCAGAGCCCCACUUCGGGGCUGAGCUCUGCGCUAUGGAGCACAGACCCACACUUGGGGGGCACAGAGCCCCACUUUGGGGCUGAGCUUGCUGCUAUGGGGCACAGACCCCCACUUUAGGGUCAGGGACCCACACUUGGGGGGCAGGGAGCCCCGAUUUGGGGUCAGAAAUGCCCCAAUUCAGGGCUGAGCUCAGCGCUAUGGGGCACAGACCCACACUUGGGGGGCACAGAGCCCCACUUUGGGGCUGAGCUCAGCGCUAUGGGGCACAGACCCACACUUGGGGGGCACAGAGCCCCACUUUGGGGCUAAGCUUGCUGCUAUGGGGCACAGACCCCCACUUGGGGGGGCUCAGACCCCCACUUGUGGGGCAGAGCCCCACAUUGUUGUCGGGGUGGCGGAUUUGGGGCCAUUUCUGCACUUUGGGGUAUUUUGUGGGGUUUUUUUGGGUGUUUUUUCCCCAAUUUUGUGUGAAUUUGGGGGGG
This is a messenger RNA of Gallus gallus (chicken), 5377 nucleotides long. Its product is annotated as serine/threonine-protein kinase TAO2-like. Gene Ontology annotation, biological process: protein phosphorylation. Lineage: Eukaryota; Metazoa; Chordata; Aves; Galliformes; Phasianidae. The transcript is spliced from 10 exons. The record is from RefSeq and is a predicted model, not a curated record. Gene Ontology annotation, molecular function: ATP binding; protein kinase activity. The coding region runs from base 142 to 3810 and encodes 1222 amino acids.